Molecule: messenger RNA, 1532 nt
Organism: Maylandia zebra (zebra mbuna)
Lineage: Eukaryota; Metazoa; Chordata; Actinopteri; Cichliformes; Cichlidae
Gene: aifm2
Product: AIF family member 2
Biological process (GO): apoptotic mitochondrial changes; positive regulation of apoptotic process
Cellular component (GO): cytoplasm; mitochondrion
Molecular function (GO): electron-transferring-flavoprotein dehydrogenase activity; flavin adenine dinucleotide binding
Source: RefSeq, a predicted model, not a curated record
GGAGGAGGAGCUCGGUAAGAAAGACGCUGCGGUCAGACAGCCGCGGAGAAGAAGACGACGACGUGACCGAGGCGCGUACCUACAGCAGAGAUGGGGGGUCAGGUGUCAACCGAGGGUGUCCACGUGGUGGUGGUGGGCGGAGGAUUUGGUGGAAUCGCUGCAGCUCAAGACCUGAAGUAUCGAGGAUUCAGCUUCACUCUGAUCGACAUGAGAGACGCUUUCCAUCACAACCUGGGCGCUCUGCGAGCCGCCGUACAGCCAGGCUUUGCUCAGAAGACCUUCAUCCCGUACGCCGAGACGUUUGGCGAGAGCUUCGUUCAGGGUCUGGUGGAGCUCGUCGACACAGACAGGCAGCUGGUGAUCCUGGAGGGAGGGAGGGAGAUCCAGUACUCCCACCUCAUCCUGUGCACUGGCACCGACGGGCCGUUCCCCGGGAAGUUCAACACGGUGGCGUCGCAUAAGGAGGCGGUCCAGAAGUACGAGGACUUCAUCAGAGAGGUUCAGGCUGCUGACUCGGUGUUGGUGGUCGGCGGAGGAUCGACCGGUGUGGAGAUGGCUGCAGAGAUAAAGACAGAGUAUCCUGAUAAGAAGGUGGUUCUGAUCCACUCCAAACUCGGGCUGGCUGACCCGGAGCUGCUGCCCAGCAUCAGGCGCGAGGCCAAUCAGGUUCUCUUGGAGAAGGGGGUGGAGCUUGUGUUGGGACAGAAAGUGAGCAACUUGUCGGAGCUGCCGCUGAACACGAUGACGAAGAACACGGAGGUGAUCACGGACCACGGCGAAACGCUGGUCACGGAUCUGAUCAUCUGCUGCACCGGGCUCAAGAUCAACUCUGCAGCCUACAGCGCCACCUUCAAUGACAGUAUGGCUGAAAACGGGGCCUUGAAGGUCAACGACCACUUGCAGGUCGACGGUUUCUCCAACAUCUUCGCCGUGGGUGACUGCACCAAUGUCAACGAGCCCAAGACGGCGUACAACGCCGGCUUCCACGCCGCUGUCGCCGUGGCCAACAUUGCCAACAGUGUGAGCGGGAAGGAGCUGACUUCCUAUCAAACAGGUAACGUCACCAUGCUGCUGGCGAUGGGCCAUGACGACGGCGUGGGUCAAUACAACGGCUUCAGGCUGCCCCGCUGGUUCGUCGCCUGGGGAAAAAGUCGAGAUGUCCUGGUGUGGAAGAGCUGGAAGGAGAUGAAGCAGAAACAGCCCUGAGACUCUAACUCACGCGCAUGCACGCACGCACACGCGUGUGCGCAUGCACGCACACAUGCCAAUCAUUUAUAACUGGGAAGUGCAUUUUCUAAAGAAACUGCAGUGUGAAUGCUUGAAUCUGAAUGUAUGCACUGAAAUGAAUUAAUUGCUGAAUUUUAAGUUAAAAAAUUUGAAUGAGAAAAAAAACCGAGUUUAAUCUGAAAACAAAAGUGCUGAAGUGCUAAAAGCUGACAUCCACACAGAAGUUGGAAAAUAGCUGAAAAUGUUUUAACUGUAAAUUAGAAAAACCUAAGAAAUGAGAAAAUAAAAUUUAAAGUCAGAAAACA